Molecule: messenger RNA, 327 nt
Organism: Pelobates cultripes (western spadefoot toad)
Lineage: Eukaryota; Metazoa; Chordata; Amphibia; Anura; Pelobatidae
Source: the annotation of a GenBank genome assembly
AUGGACAUAAAAUCCCAUGUGGCAUCGGAACUGGACAAGAGGCUCACAGGCCUACGGGAAGACAUCGAGGCCUUGGCACACAGAUCGGACCAAGCUGAAACGCGCAUUACAAGCCUAUCUACUACAUCCCAAGCUCACUCACAGGACAUUGCCUACCUCCACGCGAAAAUUGAAGAGCUGGAGGAAAGCCUGGAGGACUUGAACAACAGGUCCCGGCAGAAUAAUAUUAGGAUCCGGGGCCUACCCGAAGCUGUCAUGCCCGACGACCUUCCCGCCACUCUUACUGGCCUCUUUCAGACGAUCAUACCUGACGCCUCUGAACAGUGA